Messenger RNA from Homarus americanus (American lobster), 631 nucleotides. RefSeq lists its product as uncharacterized. Lineage: Eukaryota; Metazoa; Arthropoda; Malacostraca; Decapoda; Nephropidae. The transcript is spliced from 2 exons. The coding region runs from base 104 to 463 and encodes 119 amino acids. The record is from RefSeq and is a predicted model, not a curated record.
GUAUUUGUGGGUAUUGACUGGUAUAUGUGUGUCACAUAUUCUGGAACAUUGAUAGUGUCAUAAAUUAUUGUACUAAAUACUUUUCAGGAUAAUAGGAGUGAUUAUGGGAGAACUUUUGUAUGCACUCUCUAUCAAGAAUGAUCAAGAUCAAACGCUCUCAAAAAAAGAGAGGGAUAUACAGGUCAUGAAUGGUGAACUGAACAGUUGUCAUAUAUUACUGGAAGUUGUCAGAGAAGAAGAAAAACACAAAAAGGAACGGUUUGACGAAUUAAAGGAGUCUCUUGUGAAGUUGAAGGCAGAACUUGAGAAGGCAGAACGUGAGAAACAAUCUUCAAGGACAAGCGAGAUUCAUCUGACUCAGAACAAUGAAUAUGGUCUUGGUAGACUGCUAAAGGAUGUCUUCUCGCUGGCUCUGGCUUACUUGAAUGGAAAUUUAUUAUUAACAGGUUUUGCACUGUUGUAAUUUUUUGUUAAAGCUCAGUGGGUUUUUUUAAGCACUUGGAAUGACCCCAUCAUUAGUGUCUUAAUUACAUCUUUAACUUUGGAUGUCGGCAUGGUUGACACACCUGAUGUUUCCACUGUUGUUGGAGUUUUUACACUUUAUACCAUAUAAUAAUAACUUAUGUUUUUA